Molecule: messenger RNA, 345 nt
Organism: Rangifer tarandus platyrhynchus (Svalbard reindeer)
Lineage: Eukaryota; Metazoa; Chordata; Mammalia; Artiodactyla; Cervidae
Source: the annotation of a GenBank genome assembly
AUGUCCUUCUGCAUUGUGGCUUUCUCUGGGCUGGGGUCCACAUGGCGAGGGGUUCAGAUAUUCCGAACGGGCCUCUCUCUUCUAUGGAGUAGUUGUCACAAGCUCAAUCGCUGCACAGUUCCUCUUGCCUCCGUCUCAUUCUUCCACCAUGCAGGGCUUCCUUUACCCACAGAGGUGGGUGAGGGCAGCAGCAUUGAGCUAUGGCUGUGGUUUCUUUCAUUUCUUAUUAGGAUAAAUGGUCACUGGUGGGACCUCAGGAGAGAUGGAGCCUCCUCUGAACCCAGCCCACUUGAUUUCUUUAUUGCACUGGUUCUCAUGAGAAAGCAAUUCAAUAUGAAUCCUUAA